UUGCUGCUGGGGUUAAGAUGGUCAAAUGUGGCCAUACUAAACCACUCUGCAAAGUUAAGGUUUGGGAAAUAGCGUCGCCAUAGCUAACAAACAUGGGUACAGGAAAUUCUGUUGUAGUUCGAUGGGGGCAGGUGGCGGGAGGCGAACUGCCCUCUCACGUGUAGAUAAGAGCUGCAUACGCCCAUCCACCACCAAAUCUACUUUUUCGGAGCGAUAACGACGGUUCACCAUCACCUGAUUUUGGAUUGGAGGUAAAGUCCUUUUCAGCUGUUUUUAGCACAACGACCAACACUGUUUUUCUUGAUAGGAUCAGCUGUUGGAGUCUGGAGGUCUCCUCAAUGUAAAAAUCUGGAAAUAAGGUAAGACUGUAACAAUAGCUACUGGACAUUUCAAUGGAGUGUCUGUGACAUUUGAUAAAAUAAGGUGAAAAUGUGUAUAUAUUUUCAUAAUACAAUCAUAGCUCAAUAUUGAUCAUGCUCAAAGUACCUUGGUUACACCUAUGCAUUUUUCAUACUUAACAGUAACUUGUUUUAGCCUACAUAUUUAAGCAUAUUUUACACCAAAUGUUAAUACGGUGGGUUCAAUCUUAAGAACCAAUCCUGAAUACAUAAGUAGCCAAAUGCUAACUGCUGAAGUAUACUUUCAGAAGAUACAGGGAUUUUUAAACGCUGAUUUGUCAGACUACAAUCUGUAAGAACAGUUAUGUAGAGAUGUGCCAUCCAACGGCAGUAGGAGCAUUUACAUCUGACUUCUUUCAGUCCACACAGCCGAUGAGAUAUGAUUUCAGGGAGUGUGUACAGUAUGCUGAACAAUAGAGGAAUUUCUUUCUCCAUGUAGAAAAGCUUCACUCUGACACUGCUAAAGCUGUCAUCUGCAGGUAAAUAAGGCAUCUUUACUUGUAUUUCUUCCACACGUUGUAUUCUUAUUUGCUUUAGCAUGCCCUUUGUACUCUGUUUUGAUCAUCAAAAGACGUCCUGAUUUUUUUUUUUUUAGGAUAAUGGGUCUACAAAAUUGUUAUUUAAGCUAAGACACCUUGCAUAUGUGUAGGGUUUAAUUGAGUUGAAUUUAUUUCAUCAAGUACUACAACUACUCUAUGAGACAUAUGAUAGGUAUUCUCAUCAAAUGUAACAAAUGGACUACAUAGAUGACUAUCAAUGUCAAAGAUAAAAAGUAAGAGCUGGUAUGCAAAGGGACACACCUUUUCACAUUACACCACCUGUUUGAAUUCAUCUGCAAUUAUUAUUUUAUCAAGAGGAAGCAUCUGUCUAGUGUCAAUGGUAGGAACCUGUUUUGAUCUUUAGCCAUUUAUGUGAGCACUAUGCUGUUCCAUUUCUGCUCCUUGUUGUAAAGACAAUUUAAGCACCAUAAACAUAUUUAUAGUAUAAACAUGGGGGUUCUGUGUUUCAUUUGGCUUAUGUGUAUUAUCUCUUCUCUACCUCCCUCUUUGCUUGUUCUACAGUAUCAUAUAGGCCUUCUUUUAACCUCUUCUUUUUAGCAACGAUAAAUACCAGGCUACAUUUAAGUUCAAUGGGUCAGGCCUGGGCUUUUUGAAAGUACCUAAUAAUUACUCUAGUCUAUUAAGGGAGGUGAGGUAAGGGGAUAAUUAGUUAACCUGUGUAAAAUAAUUGCUGCAGGACAUUACAACUGUUUAUGAGCUUCAUGUACUGUAGCUGCUCACACAAUGGUUAUACAGGAAAAACCAGCAAGGUAAGUAUCAAAACUUCAAAGCCUUAUUGGUCUUUUCCCUGUAAUGUUUUCCUUUAUACAUUUAUGCUCUCUAAUUUCAUUUUAAGGUCCCUGUUUGGGUUUUUAUGAUGUUUGGCAUCAAAGGAAAGAAGUGCACACUUGUAAUACGAAGGCUGAUUCUCUGGAUUUUGUUGACCAAAGUCAUGCUGGUGCUGUACUGCUUGACGGACCCAACCCAAGUGAAAAAUAGGGGCAUCCAAGAAGACACGUGUCCUCUCAGUAUGGCCAAAUUAUUGAAGAAAAAUGUGACCACGAAUUCUGAAAGCACAAAAUCCCAGUCAGAAGAGUGCUCCCCCACAGUGAACAUCAUGUUCCUGAAGACCCAUAAAACUGCUAGUAGCACCAUACUCAACAUCCUCUUCAGAUUUGGAGAAAAGCACAAGCUUAAAUUCGCCUUCCCUGAUGGGCGCAAUGACUUCUUCUACCCAUCGCCCUUCCUGUGCUCCCAGGUGAAGGACUACAGGCCUGGAGACUGUUUCAACAUUGUUUGUAACCACAUGCGCUUUGACCAUCAAGAAGUAGCCAAGCUCCUGCCUUCAGAUGCGGUGUCCAUCACCAUCUUACGUGACCCAGUGGAUCUCUUUGAGUCGUCCUUCCAUUAUUAUCACAGAACAGUUCCUCUCACAUGGAAGAUCAGUGGAGGGAGCAAACUGGCUGAGUUUCUAAACAAUCCUCAGAUCUUCUACAGCCCAAAGGCUUUCAACUCAUUCUAUCUUAAAAAUCUGCUCUUUUUUGACUUUGGUUUUGAUAACAACCUGGAGGCUGAUGAUCCUCGUGUAAUGACAGAUAUUCACAACUUAUCGAAACGUUUUGAUCUGGUUCUCAUAGCAGAAUAUUUCGAGGAGUCUCUUAUCCUGCUUAAGGACACACUCUGCUGGACCACGGAGGACAUCCUGUAUUUUAAACUCAAUGCUCGCAAGAGCUCAUCUGUAUCCCGACUGACCCCUGAGUUGAGAGCCAAAGCUUUACAGUGGAACGGGGCUGACUGGAGACUCUAUCAGCACUUUAAUGCUACCUUCUGGGCCAGAGUAGAGGAGUUUGGGAGAGAAAGAAUGAAACAGGAGGUUAAAGAGCUGAGGAGAAGAAAUGCUGAGAUGAAAGCAAUCUGUAUCGAGGACGGAGGUGCAGUUGAAGCCCAAAAGAUUCAGAACAGACGUUUCCUGCCCUGGCAGCCAGUAGGAGAGUCCUCCAUCCUGGGGUACAACAUGAAGAAAAAUAUUGAUCCCAAAUUCAGGACAAUCUGUGAAAAAAUGCUCACACCGGAAAUACAAUACUUAUCAAACCUGGGCGUGAGCCUGUGGCUUACAAGACUAUGGGGCUGGUUUAAAGAUACUGUUUUUACAGUUUGACUUAGAUUAAAACAUUUACAACUAAAAUAUAGCAAUUUAUCCUGCCACAUGUGCAUGAUGCCUACAUGAAACAUGUUUUACUCUUAUUUUAUCAAAUUUUGCCAGUUUUCUUCUGAAUGAUGCAUCCACAAUGAUAAUUCAGAUUUGUCACCUGGAAGCUGAAUCCCCGUUUGGCUGCAUGGAAUGCGUUACAUUCAGAAAAUGUUUACCACUCCCAAAUAGGCCCACAGAUGGGUCACAGUUAUCUCAAAUACCUCCACUUAUUAUCUGUUGGUCAUUAAUUGCUUCUCACAGUUUGUUUUAUCUUUCAACAUUGUGCACUAAGAUACAUAAGGUAUCAAACCAGAGCAAUCAGGGAUAGCUAUGUUGUUGAAAUACAGUUGUUACUCAGUGGGACCGCUAGUGUUUGUGUGACCCCUAGAGGCCUCGGGCUCAGGUGCAGUUAUAUGCAAUGCAUACAUGAGAUGUCUUUAUUAUUGACAGUAAUAGUGGUUUGACAUGAAAUGAAAAGCAAAUACAUUUUCUGUGUGUAAAUUUUUACCUCAGUUUAGACAUAAACAAAUGACUGAUCACUUUCAUAUGAACAACCUAAGGUAGGUGAUUCAUGACAUUUUCCCAAAGAGAAGAUGGCCACCCAUCCUACUUUGUUACUGUAGUAACAUUGCCUACCAUUUGUAGAUUGUACUACUUUUUGAUGAUUCAGUUGGGCUAAAAAAAAAUAGUGUGGAUUUUUUAUUUAUUUAAUGUGGUAGCUGCCAGUUAAUAAGUAUACAGGCAGAGUGAGUAAGUGUCCUGCAGACUUCAGUAUGAGCUCAGGUACAGUGUUGUGUGCACAAGAAUCAUUUACUUUAAUGAAGGCUUGUACAUCAAUGAUCAUCUGCCAGCGUUGCAGUCCUCCUCCUUUUGAAAAUAUGUGAACUUGCUAUGUAAACACAGGUUGUAAUUA
Messenger RNA from Siniperca chuatsi (mandarin fish), 4041 nucleotides. RefSeq names its product galactose-3-O-sulfotransferase 1b (gene gal3st1b). Gene Ontology annotation, molecular function: galactosylceramide sulfotransferase activity. Gene Ontology annotation, cellular component: membrane. Gene Ontology annotation, biological process: galactosylceramide biosynthetic process; myelination. The record is from RefSeq and is a predicted model, not a curated record. The coding region runs from base 1812 to 3095 and encodes 427 amino acids. NCBI's taxonomy places the organism in Eukaryota, Metazoa, Chordata, Actinopteri, Centrarchiformes, Sinipercidae. The transcript is spliced from 2 exons.